Coregonus clupeaformis (lake whitefish) is the source of this 2175-nucleotide messenger RNA. Its product is annotated as serine--tRNA ligase, cytoplasmic. The transcript has 11 exons. Gene Ontology annotation, cellular component: cytosol. Gene Ontology annotation, molecular function: serine-tRNA ligase activity; ATP binding; tRNA binding. The coding region runs from base 98 to 1654 and encodes 518 amino acids. Lineage: Eukaryota; Metazoa; Chordata; Actinopteri; Salmoniformes; Salmonidae. Gene Ontology annotation, biological process: seryl-tRNA aminoacylation. The record is from RefSeq and is a predicted model, not a curated record.
GUGACGUAAUCGUUUGUGCUGCUUGUACUAUUCACACCGGCUUGGGUUUUUUUUUGCUCUGUACCGUUUUUGACAGUCACCAAAGCGUGGAAUCAUCAUGGUGCUCGAUUUAGACCAAUUUCGAACCGAUAAAGGCGGUGAUCCUGAAGUAAUCAGAGAAACUCAAAGGAAAAGGUUCAAAGAUGUGUCACUUGUGGAUAAACUAGUACGCGCAGACACAGAAUGGAGAAAAUGUCGUUUCACUGCCGACAACCUCAACAAGGCAAAGAAUUUAUGCAGCAAGACAGUUGGAGAGAAAAUGAAGAAGAGGGAGCCAGUUGGGGAUGAUGAUGAUUCUGUCCCAGAUGACGCCCAGAACUUGGAGACCCUAACUGCAGACACGCUAUCGCCCCUCACGGUCACCCAGAUCAAGAAGGUCCGUCUGCUUGUGGACGAGGCAGUGCAGAAAUCUGACGGUGAGAGGGUAAAGCUGGAGGAGGAGCGCUUUCAAUACUUGCGAGAGAUCGGGAACCUCCUACAUCCAUCUGUGCCCAUUAGUAAUGAUGAGGAUGCUGAUAACAAAGUUGAGCGCACCUGGGGAGACUGUACUGUGCAGAAGAAGUAUUCCCACGUAGACCUGGUAGUCAUGAUCGAUGGCUACGACGGAGAGAAAGGAGCUAUAGUGGCUGGGAGCCGUGGCUACUUCCUCAAGGGGCCACUGGUUUUCCUGGAGCAGGCAUUGAUCAAUUAUGCUCUGCGGAUGCUCCACAGCAAGAACUACGAAAUGCUCUACACCCCCUUCUUCAUGAGGAAAGAGGUCAUGCAGGAGGUGGCCCAGCUCAGCCAGUUUGAUGAUGAACUUUACAAGGUGAUUGGGAAGAGCAGUGAGAAGUCUGAGGACACGGCCAUAGAUGAGAAGUACCUGAUUGCCACCUCGGAGCAGCCCAUCGCAGCCUUCCUGAGAGACGAGUGGCUGAAGCCAGAGGACCUGCCCAUGCGCUACGCCGGCCUCUCCACCUGCUUCAGACAGGAAGUGGGUUCCCACGGCCGUGACACCCGAGGCAUCUUCAGGGUGCACCAGUUUGAGAAGAUAGAGCAGUUUGUUUUUGCCUCUCCUCAUGACAACAAGUCCUGGGAGAUGAUGGAUGAGAUGAUUGGGACUGCUGAGGAGUUCUACCAGACACUAGGGAUCCCCUACCGCAUCGUCAACAUAGUCUCAGGUGCUCUGAACCAUGCAGCCAGUAAGAAGCUGGACUUGGAGGCCUGGUUCCCAGGCUCCGCAGCCUUCAGAGAGCUGGUCUCCUGCUCCAACUGUUUAGACUACCAGGCCCGUCGGCUGCGUAUCCGCUACGGACAGACCAAAAAGAUGAUGGACAAGGCUGACUAUGUGCACAUGCUCAACGCAACCAUGUGUGCCACCACACGUGUAAUGUGUGCUAUCCUGGAGACGUACCAGACCGAAGAGGGUGUCAUCAUUCCAGAGGUACUCCGGAACUUCAUGCCUCCAGGUAUGACCGAGAUGUUGAAGUUUGUGAAGCCUGCCCCUAUUGACGUGGAGAUGUCCAAGAAGCAGAAGAAGCAGCAGGAUGGCGGGAAGAAGAAGAAGCAGGGAGGUGGAGACCAGCUCCAGAACCAAGUGGAGAACAUGUCUGUCAAUAAUAAUAAUGAUUCUUAGACGUCAUCAUCAUCCCAGUCCUUAUGCUCCCUUCACUUGUUAUCACAGAGCCCUGUUCUACUGUAGAACCAGAGUACUAACUGAAAGAUGAACUGGAAAAGGGAAAGAGGCUGUUAACAGCUUGGGGGGCAAUGGUAAUGUUAGGUCUGCUGCAUGCAAUUAUGGUCAAUGUAAGAUCCAAACAAUGUCUAUCAAGUCAGAUCUCUGGAAUUCUGUGAAAUUUCAUUUGAGGCACUCUUGCGACAUCUUGUAUUCAAGUUGAUGUAUAAAAGGUGCUUUAAGAAAAUACGGUUGCUUUCAUGUUCCAAACUAAAUUGUAAUUAUUUUACUGCAUAUCACCAUAGAUUACACACACUGGACUAUGUCUGUUUUGGGCUUUCUGUGACCCCCUCUCCCCCAAACCUCCCCAUUGUUGCUUGCCUUGAGGUCAUUUGCUUCUAAUUCCGUCUGUAUCUACUAUUGUAAGACGAGGCAUUGAUAAAGUGGUGCACUGUAACAAUACAAGAUCUGAAUGACUCUUU